Microbotryum saponariae is the source of this 3576-nucleotide messenger RNA. Lineage: Eukaryota; Fungi; Basidiomycota; Microbotryomycetes; Microbotryales; Microbotryaceae. The record is from the annotation of a GenBank genome assembly.
AUGUCGACGUGGCCGAGUGUCAGUUUGUCGAUUUACACUUCCCCAUCGUGUCGAUAACUCAUCCGAUCAGAGAUCUGUCUUCAAACCCGCGGGGCGGAGUCCGCCACGGAGCGGCCGUGCUGGCUUGGGCUCCGAGAGGGCAGGAGGAGUACGGAGCGUUACGUGUUUCGGUGCGAGGACGUCGACUCGACGACGAUCUGCCGAAACGACGUGGAUCAGCUCGUCUUGAUCUGUGCAGAUAUAGUCGAUGCUACGCCUCGCGGCUUUGCGGCGCUCUUGACCAGGACAACCACAGAGCUUAAAUUUAAAGAUGGAGCGUCGCAGCGUGCAGGCCACCUCCACUCGCCGCAGGGGCAAUCCAGUUCAAAGUGGGUAGUACAGAGCUAACGUGCUCUUAUUUCUUGCUCAAAACACAGACUCCAAGACGGCGGUCCGUGUCUCAGACGUCACCGGACUUGCGCUCUGUCGAUGACGGCUACGGUUCAUCCGCAUCCGUUCACCUUUCAAAACGGCGGUUACGGCCGUCACGUCUACUCUUAGUCGUCACGAUUCUCCUGGCAAUCAUCUUGAUAUCAUGGCAUUCGAUCGAACAAGCCCUUUUCGAGAAGAAGAGAUGGACAAGGCCUGCGAGGACAAAACAAACGAUAUUGUCCCCACGAUCCGACAGGACCACCGCAGUCUCGGAGGCAACGAGAUCCGUCACGUCACGUGUCCGGAAAGCCGCUCUUGUACGCGCUGCAACUUCACCCUUCGCGCCUUCCAGCGACCCACUACCAGUGCACCACGAGGAGCGACUGAUCAACUACGCAAACCAUCCGAUGUCGCCGCAUCGACCGUCGCCGAAGCAGUUCUUGCUUUCGCCCGCGGCACGAUUUGAUGAUCCCGUCGUUGGCAUAAUCACGGCGACGAACAAUCCUCGACCCGAAAUCUUGCGCGAAACCGCGGCCACGGUGCUGGGCCAGUCGUUGCAGAAUUUUGUGUGGGUGAUCGUUGAUGACCACACCGACAACAGCGAAUCACUGGAGGCGAUCGCAGACCUGGCCAAGGAUCCGCGCGUCAAGGUGCUCAAGAACAACGGGAGCAAGGGUCUCGCUGCGACACGCAACGUCGCCUUGAAGCACUUGCUCGAACGACCGAACGGUCCGCCCAAGUACCUGGUCAGCCUCGAUGAUGACGACAUGCUCGAAUUCACUUGUUUGGAGAAGACGGCGUGGAUGCUCGAGUCGAAUGCGGACUGGCAGCUCGGCGGCUUUUACUAUAUCAAGCAUGGUCCUGGAGCGAACGAAACCGUCACAACCGGGCUUCAUUCCCAUGAUCGAAACCUCAACGAGGUGAGUCUUGAACCUAAAGUCCGAGUGACAGAGUUGGGGCCGAGUUCUUUUCGGUUAAACGGACACCGAAAUCCUGCAGGGCAACUAUGUACCCAACGCGGCGAUGUACCGAUCGCAAGCGGUCGUCGACUCGGGGUGUAAAUACGACGAAGAGAACUUCGCUUUGGGGGGCGAGGACUGGGACUUUUGGAUGUGCUUGGCCGAGAAUGGGUUCUGGGGUGGUACCGCGCUCGAGCCGCUGUUUUGGUGAGUCGCUCGCGUCGGCAUCCCCUGUUUGCGUCGCCCUGAUCCAGUCGCAUCGUGGGAUCGUAGGUACCGGGCCAACGAUCAAAAAUUCCGGGCUAGUCGCUGGGGCGACACCUUCUCGGGACGGAAUGCACCCUUUGUUCAUAUGCGCGAGGCCGUGCAGAAGAAGCACCGCUUUCUCGACGAUGCAGUGAACUUCCCGCACCGCGUACCAAAGUACUCGAGCGCGCUCGAGAGGAUCGUAUGGGACCAACCCUUCGAGAGCAACCUCGCCACCUCGGACAAGAGCAUCAUGUUUGUCAUCCCGUGGCUUUACCUUGGGGGUGCCGAUGUGGGCGCCGUGCGCAUGAUCCGCCUGUAUGCCGAGAAGGGGUAUCGCGUUACCGUCGUCUGCACCCUGUUCGACCCGCCGGCAGGGAUCGAGCUCCGACCCGAGGCACUGCAGUGGACGCAUGAUGUCCACGUACUCCCAUCGUUCCUUCGCGCCCGCGAUUUUCCCCGUUACUUCAAGUACCUCGUCGAAUCGCGUGGCAUCAAUCAGAUUGUGCUCUCCAACUCGCAGUUGACCUACGAAAUGAUGCCUGCCCUUGUGGAGCAGAUGCCCGAUGUCGAGUUUAUCGAUGUAAGUAGAAAAGUACGUUUUGACCGCUCUACUUCUCUGACCUUCGCACUUUCCACGCACAGUACCUGCACAACGAAGCCUAUGAUGGGUGGAAAUCAGGUGGAUACCCUCAAUACUCGUCGAUCCUGCGCCGGCAUUUGGCGCGUACGAUCACCUGCUCCAACUAUUUGCGUGACUACCUCAUCGCGCGUGGCCACGCUCCGGAGCGCGUCGGCGUCGUCAAGCUUGGUAUCGAGAUGGAUCGCUUCUUUCCCGUCACCCUUCGCGAGCGCAAUAAUGCCAAAGCGACAUUCCUUCACCUCCCCAGUGCCACAAUCGUCAUCACGAUCGUUGGCCGGCUCGAUCCGCAGAAACGACCUUUGCUCGUCCCGAGUAUCGUCGCCAAGCUCCUGGAUGCAGUCGAAGAGGAUUUCGUUGUCAUCAUGGUCGGGGAUGGACCACUCGAGGCCCCUCUCAAGGCCGAGAUUGUCAGGCAUUCGGUUGGGGACUAUGUUCGAGUCUUGGGUGGCAUCAAAAACCCGUACCCCUAUCUCUCGGCUUCGGACAUCUUCAUGCUCCCUUCGCGCUCUGAAGGCGUCUCGAUCGCCGUGGCCGAAGCGAUGGCUAUGGGACUUCCCGUCCUAACAGCGAGGGAAGGCGCUUUGCCGGAACAACUUGGUGAUUACACGGGCAUGGCCUCCGCGUCAUCGCUCGGUGGAAUCCUCAUCGAUCACGAGCUCAAGGACCGAGUCGACGCCAGUCUCUACGCCGACGCGUUGAUCAAGCUCAUCAAGGACACUUCGCUGCGACGCAAUCUGGGCACCAAUGGGCGCCGGAUGGUCGAGAAGGACAUGGAUUGGAGGACGAGCUUGGUCAAGUUGUUUGACGAGAUCGAGUUGGCCAAGAACCCGCCGAGGACGGAGUCGGAUACGACUUCGCCUCAUCCUGCUGGUAGGUCUAGUACUUGGUCAGGAAUCUUUUGGCCGCAUACUUAAGCUGUCCUUCUCCGACCCGCGCAGCUUAUUUCGCUAUCCAAACGCUCUUACUCGAGGCCCGAAGACAGACGGACUUUUUCGAGCAAUGUCAGUGGGCCCCGUCUUGGCAACCCGUCCAGGCUUCAUCUUUGUUGACACUUUCGUCUUGUUUUGCGGCUUGCUCACAGACCCCGCGAAGCCGGCGCCCGAAGCCGAUGACGAUGACGACGACGUCUACGACACCCCCGAGUACGAUACUCCGAGCGAUGAAUCAUCUGCGCAAACCGGGGAUGAGGUCGCUCUGGAAGGGGUCUCGCCGUCGGAGGAGAAAGAGGGGGCGGAGGCCGAUGAUCACGAUGCGGAGAACUUCGAGGGGCAUCGGCAUGGGCCGAUCAUACAUGAGGACCAAGAAGAACAGGAGUGA